AUGAAAAGGAAAAGACUAGAUCUUUUCUGGACAGUCGAAAAUUCGACAUGUGAAUACAAAAUGUGCGGUUCAUCAAGUGAAGAGUUCUGCGACAAGUUACAAGAAAAUAUUUCAAAACAACAAGCUGAUUUUGUCUGUGUCAGUGAAGAAAACAGAACAAAGGAGGAGAAAAUACAAGAGUUGGAAGCGGAGUUGAAGCGAAUACGAAAUGAACAUCUUAAACUAGAAACUAAACGCUUCAAUGAGGUACUCGACCUAAAACACCGACUGGAUGCCAUGCAAAAGAGUUAUCCCUUCGCGCCAUCUGUGCCGGGCUAUGAUUUGUUAAAUCAAUCCGUUAGUCCAGUUAAAAAGGAUUCAGUACCUUCUCAUGUUAUGUUGUGGGAAGAAGCCCCGCGAGCCAUUAGCCGAAGCUGUGCAACUUCUCCAGAAGAAGAUUUUCUACUAGAAACCUUACCAUUUGCAAAGAGAGGUUCGUCUCGUAGUCGUAGGUCUGAUCGCCUCGCAAAUGAUGUAGAUAGACGUAAGGAGAAAAAGGAAUCUGCAUAUCGUCGUGUUAGAUCCCGAAGUCAUGGCAGGCAGGUAUGGAGCGGAGAACAUACGCCCCGUUUUACCGAAUUGCCGAAGUCAUGUUCAAGUCACGGGCUUGAUUUGAAUGCGUUACACCACCAAUAUAAUAGAAGCAGUCAUAUGUACUAUUCUUCUGGUGGUUCCAACGGUGGAAGGAGCCCGCCUCCUGAGAUUCCUCUUUUGAGUGCUGUUCCACCUCCUGGAGUGAAAAAACCCAUGGGCAAACGUGUAGUUGAUGCCAAUUUCGACAUCAAGUAA
Necator americanus (New World hookworm) is the source of this 828-nucleotide messenger RNA. RefSeq lists its product as uncharacterized. The record is from RefSeq and is a predicted model, not a curated record. Lineage: Eukaryota; Metazoa; Nematoda; Chromadorea; Rhabditida; Ancylostomatidae. The transcript is spliced from 8 exons. The coding region runs from base 1 to 828 and encodes 275 amino acids.